Messenger RNA from Talaromyces marneffei, 1611 nucleotides. RefSeq lists its product as uncharacterized. The coding region runs from base 1 to 1611 and encodes 536 amino acids. The record is from RefSeq and is a predicted model, not a curated record. NCBI's taxonomy places the organism in Eukaryota, Fungi, Ascomycota, Eurotiomycetes, Eurotiales, Trichocomaceae. The transcript has 5 exons.
AUGACAGUUACUCACAUUCUUUCUCAUCUUCAGUUAGGACAGGUGCAGGGAAACGACCAUGGAUCAACUGUACAGUUUUUAGGGCUCAAGUACGGGAAUAUAGCGAGUUCGCUCUCCCCUCCAACAAUACGUGAUGGGAACAACAGCGACAUCUUAGACGCUACACAAUUUGGGCCCUCUGCACCGUCUCCCCAGAACGGAAUAGAGAACGAGUUCUCACACAUUCAACACCCUCUACCAUAUAGUCCAAAUAAACAGUCGGCAACAGAAUGCUUGAAUCUCAAUAUCACUGUGCCGAAACAUUUCUCUUCCUCGGGUAAAUUACCGGUCGUCGUCUUCAUUCAUGGCGGCGGCUACUCAAUAGGCUCCAACAGCUGGCCACAAUACGAUUUCCGGCGUCUCGUCGACCUGUCGGUCCAGAAUUCCAGUCCUAUUGUGGGAAUUAACAUCAAUUACCGGCUUGGUUUGUAUGGAUUUCUCCACUCAGAAGAGCUGUCUUCUCAGGGGUAUGUGCAAAACAACGCUUUGCAUGACCAAAGAACAGCCCUACUAUGGAUCAAAAAAUAUAUCGACGGAUUUGGGGGCGACCCAUUGAACGUUACGGUGGUUGGCAUAAGCGCGGGUGGAGCCUCCGGAACUCUCCAUUUGCAUUCCAAAAUCCCGCUAUUCAAGCGUCUGGUUAGCAUGUCUGGUACAAACCUCCUUCUAAAGCCACUACCUUCGCUUGUAAAUGAGAUCACCUACAAGCGUGUGUGUGAGGCACUGGGCUUAGAAGGCCUCACCCCUGCAAAGCGUAUUGACGCUUUGAAAAACUUACCAGCUGAAAAGACCUUGAAGGCAUUACCCCCAAAUCUGCCCUUUCUACCAAGUAUGGGAGGGGACUUGGAUCUACCUGUUGAUGAUUAUGAAUCAAUAUAUAAAGGGGAGUCUAGAAAUGGUGUCCAUCCGGCCAAGUCCUGGUGUGAGCAGAUAAUGAUUGGUGACUGCCAGAUGGAUGGAAGCAUCAUGUCCUUAAUGAUAGGUCCUCCGAGUGCCGAAGUUGUACAGCGCUUCAAGAGAACCAUCGAGAAUAAUCUAGGUAUCGAAAAAGCUACUCUGGUUUUUGAUGCCUAUAACAUCACCGACACGGCGUCUUUUAAUGACAAUUACCAAAACAUCCUGAACUUCUGCAAUGAUAUCGGAUUCCUUGCCCCCGUUCUGUGUUACGCCCAUGGAUGGGAUGCCAAUGCAUUUGUCUACUUCUUCACCGAGCCGAAUACCUGGGAGGGCCCCUGGAAAAACCGGGCGAACCAUAUUCUUGAUGUCGCAUACCUAUUCCAGAACUAUAAGGAACAUCUUAGCCCCGCCCAACAAGAGACAGCCGCAGCCUUCGGGAUAGAUCUCAUAAAUUUCGCCAAUGGACGUGCUCCAUGGCCUGUUUUCAAUUUCGCUGCUAAGGAGAUCAAUGCUAAGGUAUAUGGAGCUACAAACCCGGAGUCAGUCAAGUCUAGGGUUGAAGUCGUUUCUGGGCCAAGUCCGCGGACAGAACGGCGUCAAACGAUCUUCAGCCUCUCUCUUUCGAUCCCGCUCACUCGACUGUCAGAAGCUUGGAAUGCAUUCUUAACAGGGUAG